Messenger RNA from Arachis duranensis, 1300 nucleotides. RefSeq lists its product as uncharacterized. Lineage: Eukaryota; Viridiplantae; Streptophyta; Magnoliopsida; Fabales; Fabaceae. The record is from RefSeq and is a predicted model, not a curated record. The transcript is spliced from 7 exons. Bases 446 to 1141 code for a protein of 231 amino acids.
CCCACUACGGCACUACCCCCCCUCUCUCUCUCAGCGCCAGCAGCCCCUCUUCUCUCUCAGCCAGCAGCCACUGCCUCCACCGUCACCAAACUCUUCUUGUCAUCCAGAGGGUGCCUCGCCGCCGGCAGUGACAAACAGAGGAUUAGCUCAAAGUUCUUGGCCGUCCAUUCUCUUCUCCUCCACGUCGUCGCCUUACACGUGCAGAUCGAAGCUCGUGGCCGUCUUCACUACAUCAUCUUCGUCUUCUUCGUCGUGGACUUGCAGAUCGAAGUGCGGUCGGUUGGAUUCCUCCAUCGCUGGUCAGUUUGCUCGAUCAUCGUCUCUGUCUCGUCGUUCUUCCUUGCCGGUAGUUGAGUUUCGUUCUUUCCUCGCCGCCUGUUUCGCUCUUCCUUCAAUGACAGAUUGAUUCCUCUGUCGUCUGUUGCGAGAACAAUGAACCAGUAGAAUGACUAGCCAAAAAUUGAAGUUGGAAUUGGAGCAAGAACGCAAUAAAUUGGCAAACAUUCAACUAAAAUACCAGGAGGAACAGAAAUUGAACAAGUUUGUAAAGAGAAAAAGAAAAAAAGGAUGGGCAAAGCAAGACCUUCUUCGUGAGCAAAACAAAGAGCUAGCAACUUUCAGAAGGGAGCGUGAUCAUUCAGAAGUUGAAAGAGCUCAGCAUAUGAAACAAAUACAUGAUCUUCAAGAACAUAUUCAAGAAAAAGACAGGCAGCUUAUUGAGUUGCAGGAACAGCACAAAGUAGCUCAAGAGACCCUAAUGUAUAAAGAUGAACAAUUGAGAGAAGCCCAAGCUUGGAUAAACCGUGGUCGUGAGAUGGAUGUUUUACAAUCAAGAACAAACCAGUCAUUGCAGGCUGAAUUGCGGGAACGUACAGAGCAGUAUAACCAGCUCUGGAUGGGUUUCCAGAGACAGACAACACAGAUGAACAAAUUGCGUGAUGAAUUGAAUGAGAGAGUAUCUGAAGUAAAACGUCUGCAACUGGAGCUAACUAGACGCCAAGAUGAAGAACCAGUUGAAGCUGUGGAUGACAAUUGCCGUUUUUCAUCUGACACACCGAGUUAUUCAGUAUCCCCAGCCUCUGCACAGGACACGACAAGCGGUACAAGUGCUGCAAUGCGCGCCCAAGAUCGAUCUGCGUAGGUCCACCUGAUUUUCAACGUGACAACCAAAGAUAUCGUGAUUUUGUGAUCCAAUGUCUCUCUAGUAUGGACCGAUAAAUUUACAUUGAAAGAAGACAAUAAUCAAUAAGCCAAAUGACUAAGGCAAAGAAAACCUGAAAGUUGCUAGCUCUUUGUUUUA